Molecule: messenger RNA, 1051 nt
Organism: Drosophila erecta
Lineage: Eukaryota; Metazoa; Arthropoda; Insecta; Diptera; Drosophilidae
Product: uridine phosphorylase 1
Exons: 6
Coding region: 69-971 (300 amino acids)
Biological process (GO): nucleotide catabolic process; uridine catabolic process
Cellular component (GO): cytoplasm; cytosol
Molecular function (GO): uridine phosphorylase activity
Source: RefSeq, a predicted model, not a curated record
AUUCUAAGGUGUAGAAAACUCAGAAUUGUAUACACGUUUAACAGGAACUGAGGAGGAAUUAACCCAAAAUGUCUGAAAAAUUCGUCAAGUUGCGGAAUCCCCACCUGGAAACCAUGCCAAUGGAUUAUUUGUACCACCUGGAUAUCAAUGUGGGAAAUACUCGGGACACCAGUGAGCUGCAGCACAGGUUUGGCGAUGUCAAGGUCAUCUGCGUGGGUGGAACGGGAUCCAGAAUGCGGCAGUUAGCCCUGUACCUACGAGAUGUCUUAAGCGUCCAAGAGUCCGGCGAUCCGGUGGACUUGUGCGAGCGUGGCCAGCGAUAUGCCAUGUACAAGGUGGGUCCGGUGCUGUGCGUGAGCCACGGCGUUGGAUCCUCCACCUUCAGUGUCGUGCUCCACGAGCUGCUCAAGCUGGUCAAGUACGCGCGGUGCCAGGAGCCCGUCAUAAUCCGGAUCGGCACCUGCGGUGGACUCGGUGUGCCUCCCGGCACAGUGGUGGUCACCAAAAAUGCCUUCAAUGGCCUGCUUCGCAACGAGCAUGAGAUCGCUAUUCUCGGAAAACGUGUGGUGCGACCGGCCGUGUUUUCCGAGGACGUGAUCAGGGAUGUAAUUGCAUUCGGUGUCGAUGCCAACGACGGAUUUCAGACCAUAAGUGCCAACACAAUGGGAACAGAUUGCUUCUACGAAGGUCAGGGACGCACCGACGGAGCCAUUUGCGAGUACACGGAGAAGGACAAGAUGGAGUUCCUGCAGAAGUGCCACGACCUGGGAAUCCGGAACAUCGAGAUGGAGGCCAGCAUGUUCGCAUCCGUAACACAAAAAGUGGGGGUCAUGGCUGGCGAUGUCUGCGUGACCCUGAUCGAUCGUCUCAAGGGGGAUCAGGUUACCAUAACAAUGGACCAGAAGCACGAGUUCGAGCAGCGUCCUUUUUUGGUGGUGGGUCGCUAUAUCAAGAAGCUACUUCAGCAGUGAGAUUUAUAUGUACAUCUUAUUUGAUGCGGCUUAUAUUGGUUUACAAUAAAACUGCACUUACGCUGUGCCAUUCCAGCUAA